Pteropus alecto (black flying fox) is the source of this 5865-nucleotide messenger RNA. Its product is annotated as zinc finger protein 256. Gene Ontology annotation, molecular function: RNA polymerase II cis-regulatory region sequence-specific DNA binding; DNA-binding transcription factor activity, RNA polymerase II-specific. Gene Ontology annotation, biological process: regulation of transcription by RNA polymerase II. The transcript is spliced from 3 exons. The coding region runs from base 185 to 2911 and encodes 908 amino acids. The record is from RefSeq and is a predicted model, not a curated record. NCBI's taxonomy places the organism in Eukaryota, Metazoa, Chordata, Mammalia, Chiroptera, Pteropodidae.
UGUUCCGCUCCGGAGUAUCCGGUGCGGUCAGAGUUGACAGAACUCGAGAAAGCGCAAAGGAGUCGUGGUCCCCGCGGCACAGAUGCGGAUCUGAGGCUCGCGGCGCCACCCGGGUGACCAGGGCCAGGACAGGGACCGCGGCGCCCGAGGCCCCUUCCUGCUCCCGCCCCGCCCACAGAGUCCGAUGGCGGCGGCCGCGCCGAGGGGCCCGGCUCAGGAUGGUAUUACCUUUGACGACGUGGCCGUGUACUUCUCCUGGGAGGAAUGGAGGCUCCUGGAUGAUGCUCAGAGGCACCUGUACCACGAUGUGAUGCUGGAGAACUUUGCACUUGUAUCCUCGUUGGGUUGCUGCUGUGGAGGAGAGGACGUGGAGGCGCCCUUUGAACAGAGCAUCUCUGAAGGAGUGUCACAGACCAGCACCUCCAAGGCAGCUCUGUCUUCCCAGAAGACCCACUUCUGUGAGAGCUGUGGUCCAGUCUUGAGAUACAUACUUCAGUUGGCUGAGCACCAAGGAACAUCACACAGCCAGACAGCGUUUGAGUGUGGGGUACGUAUGAAACAGUUUUAUUUUAGUGCACAUCUCCAAAGACACCACACACAGCACCUGAGAGACAAACCCUUCAGAAGCAGUGGAGAUAGGACCUUCUUUGUGAAGAACUGUAAAUUCCAUGCUUCAGAGAAGCCCUUGACCUGCGAUGAAGUUGGGAAGAACUUCCCGGCCACCUCAGAACAUGUGCAGCAACAGACCACUCACACCAGAGAGGAGCCAGACAGAGUCACCCAGUGCUGGGCAACUAUACCAAACGGGAAAAGUCCCUUCUCCUGGGGACAGUGUAAGAAAGCCUUCAGCCCUCUACAUACACAUAUUCAGGACCGGGAUGUCCAUACCGCAAGACAGUGUUUCGUGUGCAGCGACUGUGGGAAAACAUUCAGGUACAAAUCCUCAUUUGUUGUUCACCAGCGAGUGCACACUGGUGAAAGGCUUCACGUGUGUGGCGACUGCGGCAAAUCUUUUAGGCGAACCUCAGUCCUCAAUCAGCAUCGAAGAAUUCAUACUGGGGCAAAGCAGUACAAGUGCGGCAAAUGUGGCAAGUCCUUUAACCAAAAAUUUGUCCUCAUCUAUCCGUGGAGAAGUCACACUGGAAAAAACUGUGACUUGUGCCGUGAAUGUGUGCAAUCUUGUAGCCGUAGGUCCAUCCUUAUCCGACAGCGGACAGUUCACACUGGAGAAAGGCGUUACGAGUGCACUCGAUGCGGGAAAUCCUUUCGGCGAAAAUUCUACCUCAUUAUCCACUGGAGAGUUCACACUGGAGAAAGGCCUCACGAAUGCCGUGAAUGCGGAAAAUCUUUCACCAGUAAUUUAGUACUUAUUCUACACCGGAGAGUGCACACAGGAGAAAGGCCUUUUGAGUGCAAUAAAUGUAGGAAGUUUUUUACCAAUAGUUCGAUACUCAUUUUACACCAGAGAGUACAUACUGGAAAAAGGCCUUUUGAAUGCGGCGAAUGCUGGAAAUCCUUUAGCUGUCAAUCUUACCUCACUCAACACCGGAGAGUUCAUGGUGGAAAAAGGACUUACGAGUGUAGUGAGUGUGGGAAGUCUUUUACCUCUCGCCCUGGCCUUCGUUAUCACGAGAGUGUUCACAAUGGAACAAGGUCUUACGAGUGCAGUGACUGUGGGAAAUCUUUUACUUCUCGCCCUGGCCUUCGUUAUCAUCUGAGAGUUCACACUGGAAAAAGGCCAUAUAAAUGCAGCGAAUGUGGAAAAUCUUACAGCCAAAGGUCCAACCUCAUUCAACAUCAAAGAGUGCACACAGGAGAAAGGCCUUAUGAGUGCGGCGAGUGUGGGAAGUGUUUUACCUCUAGCUCUGCCUUUCAUUACCAUAAGAGAGUUCACACCGGAGAGAGGCCUUAUCGGUGCACUGAAUGUGGGAAAUCUUUUUUGUCUUGUUCCAAUCUCAGUAAUCAUCAGAGAGUUCACACGGGAGAAAGACCUUAUGAGUGCAGCGAAUGUGGGAAAUCGUUCAUCCAAAAAUAUCACCUUCUUCUACACCAGAGGGUUCACACGGGAGAAAUGCCUUAUCAGUGCAGCGAGUGUGGGAAAUCUUUUUCGGCUGGUUCCAACCUCAGUAAUCACCAGAGAGUUCACACGGGAGAAAGGCCUUAUGAGUGCAGCGAAUGUGGGAAAUCGUUUAUCCAAAGACAUCACCUUCUCACACACCAGAGAGUUCACACGGGAGAAAGGCCUUAUCAGUGCAGCGAGUGCGGGAAAUCUUUUGCAUCUGGUUUCAACCUCAGAAAUCAUCAGAGAGUUCACACGGGAGAAAGGCCUUAUGAGUGUAGUGAAUGUGGAAAAUCCUUUAUCCAAAAGUGUUACUUUCUUAUCCACCUGAGAGCUCACACGGGAGAAAGGCCUUAUGAGUGCACCGAAUGUGGGGUAUCUUUCACCACUAGGAGGAAACUUCGUUAUCACCAGGGAAUUCACACUGGAGAAGGGCCUUAUGAGUGCAGUGAAUGUGGGAAGUCUUUUGCCUCUUGUUAUGCCCUCCGUGACCAUCAGAGGGUUCAUACCAGCAAAAGGCCUUAUGAAUGCACUGAAUGCGGGAAGUCCUUCAGAGCCAAUUCUUACCUCGUCGAACACUGGAGAGUUCACACUGGAGAGAAGCCUUAUCGGUGCGGCGAAUGCGGGAAAUCUUUUUCUUCUGGCUCCGGCCUUCGUUAUCAUCAGAGUGUUCACACCGGGGUGAGGCCUUACGAGUGUAACGAUUGUGGGAAAUCUUUUCCCAAGAGCUCGGCACUCAUUCGACAUCGGAGAACUCAUACAGGAGAAAGGCCUUACGUGUGCAGUGAAUGUGGGAAGUCUUUUAUCCAAAGACAUCACCUUAUCGUCCACCAGCGAGUUCAUGCAAGAUAGAGGCCUUAUGACUGCAGUAUCUGGGAAAUUCUUUAGCCAUAAAUCAUAGCUUUCUCAACACUAGAGAUUUCGUACUGGGAAAAGAUCUUAAAAGUGAGGUGAAGGUAGGAAAUCUACUUAUAUCUCUGGACUUCGUUAUCAUCUGAGAGUUCACACAGGAUAGAGGCCUAAGGUGUAGCAAAUGUGGACAAUCUUACCCCAAGGUCGAUGCUCUUUCAUCGCUGGAGAGUUCACAUGGGAGAAAGACCUUAGGAGUGCAGGGAAUGUGGGAAAUCCUUUUGCCAAAGAAUUCACCUCAUUAUACACUGUAGAAUUCACUCUGGAGAACGACCUUAGAUGUGCAGGGAAAUGUGCAAUUCUCUUGUUCCGUGUAACGACACAAGAAGAAACCAUAAGAAGCCAUUUGUCAGAACUGAAUCUCACACGUCCAGUCAUCCACAGUUGGGAGCCUUCCCAUAAGUCUUAGUGAUGCGUAGAAACACGUGCGUCUACAUUGCCCUUUCUAACUUGCCCAGGGCUCCUUCCAGAUCUACGUCACUGACAUUUUCUAUUGUAAAAGCCAUUUUGUUUCUACUUCUUGCCAAGUUCCCACAGUUUGCAUCCGUCACCACUCCCAUGUGCUCAGGGAAGCUGACCUCUGUCAUCUCAUGUAUUGGAGAAAAUUAGGACUAGCCUGAGCCCUUCGGAGUUCACAUUCCCUUUUCUCUGACUUGCUUGGGCAAGAACCUGACUCAGUCUUGGCAGAAGAAUCCCAUGAGUUUGCUCGGCAACUUGGAGAAGGGUGUUUUUCAGGGAUAUGUUCUCUCUUGCAUUUUUUCAGCUUUCAAGUCACCAACUCGAACUGUUGCCGUGCAUUGCUUUGGUUUGUACAAUACGGAUGCCUUACUGUUUUAAGUCCUCUUUCUACUUACUGCGUGGAGUGUUUUACAUACACAUUUUGGUUCCACAAUUUUGACGGGUGAAGUUUUUAUAGGGGUCUCCAACUUUGUGUUCUUCGUGGGGCAGCAUGAUCGCAAAAAACAGCUCACCAGUGUUUGCCAAAUUUGCAUUCCUACCAACGAUCUCCUAGGAAAGACUGCAGGGUUCGCCAGUUCUCAUCGGAAGCCUGGAUGCUAUGAGUUUUAGGAAACACAGAGAUCAGUCACCCCGAGGAGGGGGCAGAAUGUGACAUUCUCAGGUGCUUCUUGGAGCAGCAUGAAUUUUUCCCCGUUGUUUACAGGGGAUAUCUCAGGGGAUAGAGAAGGGAAUCCCUUCCCCAGGUCCUACGAAGAUCUGUGUGCCCUCAUGUCCACGAUUCUGUGGGUGACGGUCGCUGAUUGUAAGACCAUAGGGGUCAGGAAACCAUGACUACUAUGGAAACAACACAAGAUUAACAGGGAUUGGAGGACACUGUAGCCAGCUCGAUGAAACACGCCUCUUCAAAAGUGAAUCCAUAAAUGUUUCUGUCACGGUGACCAUGCGGAUCAGUGCGUACACAAAUCUCAGGACCUCCAGGCGUGUUUAUCUUGUGUAGCCAAAGUCUUUGUCAGAGAAAGCCUCUCAGUGAUGAUCGCCUAAAGGGUGUCGUCACGCAGGUAGGCGAACAAAGUUAAGGGGUCUAGAGAUGUGGCUCUUGUGACCCAGCCAGCAUUUCUGUUGACUGAAGUCGAAAUGUCCUGUAUUACUAUCCAACAUUUGCUGCCACUGAGGCAAGACCAACCCUCAGAGGCAAUAGGACAAAGUUGGUGGCGUCAGCAUAGGAAAUAGUCAAACCUGUUUCCCAAAAAGAGUGGGACACACAGGUUUUUUUUUCUUGAGCCAUUUUAAAGCUUUUUAAAGGUAUGAUUUACAUGUAAUAAGCUACACACAUUUAAAAUGUAUUUGAUAAGCUUUGACAUACUUAUGAAACUGUGAAAACGUAACAGCCAUGGUAGUGACUAAAUCUGUCACUGUAUUUUUGCCUCAAGUCCUUUUAUAAUUUCUCCCUGCCCUUCACAGCCCUCCAAAUAAUCAUCGCUUUACUUUUCCUUAGUGUAGAUACCUUUGCAUUUUCUAGAAUUUAUAAGAUGGGAAUCAUUAGAUGUUCACCUGGUUUUUUUCUCUGGUUUCCUCCAUGUUGCAUUAUCUGAGAUUCAUCAAUGAUGUAAGUAACUCAGUUUUUCAUUUCUGUCUUUGAAUAUAUUACAAUUGGUUUAUUCAUUUAUCUCUAUAUGGACAUUUGGGUUAUUUCCAAUUUUUUUUUUACCAUUGUAAAUUAAGCUUGUACGAACCCAUGUGUACAAUUUUUUAUAUGACAUGUUCCACUUAUCUUUUGUCAAUAGAGCGAAAUGUUUGAGUCACAGGAUAGGUGAAUGUUAACUUUUGAAGAAACUAACAAAUGACGAUCUAAAAUGACUGUACCUCUCUUCAUUCUUAUUAGCAGUUUGUGAAUUUCAUCUCUCCACAUUAUCAUGAAUACUUGGUUUAAUUUGUCAUUUUUAGCCCUAUUAAGUAGUUUAUAGUGCUGUCUCACUGUGGAUGUAAUUGCAUUUCCCUAGGGAUUAUCAAUGAGGAGUUUGUCAUAUGUUUAGUUGCUAUCUGUAGUCUGGUAAAAUGUCUGCUUAUAUCUUUUGCCUAUUUUAUGAAUUUUGGCCAUUUUCCUUUUCUUUACCAACUAGGACGGCGAAGCAACAAGGGUGUAUGUUGGAAUUUCACUCGUUUUUUUAAUACCGCAAUGACUUCUUUGUUUGAUGGAUUGCUUUCAAUACCGGAAGAAUAUAUCUUUUGUUUUUUUUCUCCAAAAUCUUCGUGCUAUACACAAUGUAAUGGAAACAUAUACCACACACUUUGGAGAUUAAUCUGCACUGUUAACAUAUUCUUCAUCUGUUUUGUAAGGCCAGGCAUUCAGUAAUACGGCAAUGCCUUGCUGUGUAGCGUUUGCCCAUUUUCCUGGUCUGUCACGUCACUGGUGGAUUGGGACAGAUGGGAGACUCUUG